AUGGCUACCUCCGUGACUAAUCCAAAGGAAUGUGCCACAUGCAAAGAGCUACAAGAAAAAGGACGUGGUGUGAUGAUAUGUGCGGGAUGUUCACAAAUAUUUUGCAACAAACACUAUCCACAACAUCGACAAAUGAUAGAUAAACAAUUCGAUCGACUCAUAGAACAACAUGCGCUUUUUCAACAAGAUUUACAUCAGACACCAUCCAAAACGCCAUCUCAGUUGACACAAGAAAUCGAUGAAUGGCAACAAGAGAUGUUCGACCAGAUAAUGAAAAUAGUCACGGCAGCGAAAUAA
Molecule: messenger RNA, 297 nt
Organism: Didymodactylos carnosus
Lineage: Eukaryota; Metazoa; Rotifera; Eurotatoria; Philodinida; Philodinidae
Source: the annotation of a GenBank genome assembly